AUGAAAGAAGAAUUGGUAUCAUUACCACCACCAACAUCAUUUAUUGAAUUGAUUGUAAAGUUAUCAAAAGAAAGAGAAAUAAAUAAUCAACAACGAAAACAAUUAGAUGAAAAGACAAUCAUUAAUCUAAUACACAAGAUAAAGAGUAAAGAACAACAAGAAUAUAAUCGAUUGAUUGUUCAACAAUGGGAUCAAACAUUAUCAUGGUUAUUUUAUCUUAUCGUUCAUUCUGAAUUACCAACUAUUAGAAAUGAAUCAAUUUAUUUAUUAGAUUAUUCAUUAAUGUUUUCAAAAGGAUUACAUCAAAGAUCAUUGCGAGUAAAUUUCAAAGGAGAAUAUAAUCAAAUAGAUAUAUCUCCUUUGGAUAUUUUUAAUCAAUUUCAUAAUGAUCACAAUGAUUAUCAAUUACCCUCCCAAGUAAAAGAUAUGAUAAUAUCUAUAUUAAACUCUCUUCUAACUAAAUAUACAUCACCAAAAGGAGAAAAUGAUAAAUUAAUUCAAACAUUGAGAGAUAUUUCAAUGGGAGAUCAAUCUAUUACUCGAUCAAGUACAUUGACAUUGAUUGAAAGAAUAUGUUCAGGUUUACAAAUUCAUUGCCCAUCUUUUAUAUUUCUAGAGGGAUAUUUAAAAGAUAAUAAUGUUGAAUUGAGACACCGAGCAAUCAAUAUAAUCUAUAAUGCCACCACCACCUCCCCCUCCUCUACCUCCUCCUCUACAGAGUUUAAUUAUUCAAGUUUCUUUCAAAAUCUUUGGAAAGCUGGAUACACUAUAAAAAAGAAUUGUCUAGAUGUGGAUGAAAUGAUCAUCAAACAUUUAGAAUCUCAUCUUUUAUCAUUCUCAAGCAAAAGAUCCUUAUUUGGUAGAGAAUUGGAAGAUUCAAAACAUAUUAUUAAAUCAAUGGACCCAAGUAAUUUUAAAAAAUUUUCAAAUAUUUUAUUACCAAUAAUAUUAGAUAAAAUAAUAGAGAGUCUUAAUCAAUCUUCAUUAUUGGAAUAUUUCAUGUUUAUUGGUAGUAUUGUUGGAUUAAAAUAUUUUAAUGUGUAUUUGGGUAAAAUGCUUGGAAAAUGUUAUGAAUUGCUUGCAUCAAAUAUUGGAAUGUCAGAAAUAGGUUUAUUUCAAGCUGCUCAAGAUCAUUUUCUUUAUUACAUCCAAGUAUUGUUAGUAGAUUGUAAGAAAACUCCACUCAAUUGUCUUGGAUACAAGCUCCGUCAUGUCAUCCAAGGGGUGUCGAAAUAUCAAGGUUAUACUCUAGACAUGAAUGGUACGAAAACAUUAUUCGAUUAUUGUCAACAAUUGGAUCAAAAACUUUAUUUACAAUGGAAACAAAUAGGAAAAGAAGAAGAACAAGUAGAUGAUGAUGAUGAAUAUGAAUAUGACAGUUUGGAGAGUAAAAUGGUAGACUUGGUAAUGGCAAUUGGUGAUAAUUUUAGUAUUAUACAAGCUAUUAUUUCAAUGAACAAGGAAAUGGAAAUAGUUGCAAAGACAUUAUUAUCAAAAAACCAUUCAAUACUUGCAGAAUUGUUUGACAUUAAUCAAUUAAAAGUAGACACUAUAGUGUCUAUCGAAUCAAUUCGACAAUUGUAUCCAACCUUUAUACCAAUAUUUUUAAAGAAUUACUAUACCAUACCCUAUUUCUUACCAACAUAUAUACUACCAUUUUGGAAAAUAAUAAUAGAAAUUGUGAAUCAAUCCAAAAUUGAUGAUGACUAUAAAAGUGAUGCCCAAGAAAUUCAUCGAUUGGUACAUGAAAGCAUCUUGGAUCAAAUUCAUAUAUAUGAUCAAUCAUUUGAAGAAUUAUUUUCAUUGAACCCCAUCAUAUCAAAUAAUUUGUUUGAUCAAUAUGAUUAG
Cavenderia fasciculata is the source of this 1848-nucleotide messenger RNA. RefSeq lists its product as uncharacterized. The transcript has 6 exons. Bases 1 to 1848 code for a protein of 615 amino acids. Lineage: Eukaryota; Evosea; Eumycetozoa; Acytosteliales; Cavenderiaceae. The record is from RefSeq and is a predicted model, not a curated record.